CCAAUUGGUCUUCUUGACUUGAGAGAAUAUAGAACUUACAGCAUUAUAACGCACGGUGAAUGUGAUAGAUGUAUCCAGAAGUUACGUUUGGCAGCCCAUUCGCUAGUAUUUUUGACAAUAUUAAAUACAUACAACAUAUAAAAGACUGAUGUCAGAUACUUUUAGUUCAGUUGAAGUAGUAGACGCACUGGAGAUUGUUGUGCCUACAUUUGAUAUCCACUAAGAAUAAUUAAAAACUUGUUAAAACCGAAUUUUUCAUUUAACGAGAAUGACGGAAGGUUCAACAGAAAUCCUAACAAGCCCGGACGUGCCUUACAAUAUUCUUGAAAAUGAAAAAGUUGGACGAUAUAUGGUCGCCGCAAAGGAUCUGAAAGCAGGAGAAGAAAUUUUAAGUGAACUACCAUUCGUGGUUGGACCGAAAGCGUCUAGCUAUCCAUUAUGCAUUUCCUGUUAUUCUCCAUGGCCAGAGACAGAGGGCAACAAUACACUUUGUUCAAAGUGCAGCUGGCCAGUUUGUGGACCAAACUGUGAAAAUCUAUCACAACAUAAGGAUUACGAAUGCGAGAUAUUUGCCGCUGUUGGAGAAAAGUUCAAUGUCAAAGAUAUUCUAGAAGGCAAUCAUGAGAAUGGUAUACCGCAACUGGAGUGUAUAACGCCAUUAAGAUUACUACUAGCAUCAGAAAAAGAUCCAGUAAAGUGGGCUGAAGUCAAAUCCAUGGAGACACAUACGAAGCAAAGAAUCAAGCAGCCACAAUGGCAGAAGGAUCACAUUAACAUUGUCGAAUAUUUGAGAAAGCGUUUGAAACUUGAGAGAUUUUCAGAGGAUGAUAUACAGAUGGCUUGUGGAAUUUUGGAAAUAAAUGCUCACGAGGUUCGGACUCCUACCGGAUGUGUAGCAAGAGCACUAUAUCCGAAGACCGCCAUGAUGAAUCAUUGUUGUGUGUCAAAUACAAGCCACAGUAUAUUGCCAGACAGUUACAGACUGCGACUAAGGACUACUGUCGAUAUUCCUAAAGGUGGAGAGUUAUAUGGAAGCUAUACGCACUCAUUGCUUCCAACGAUGAUACGCAGAGAGUAUCUUCUUCAGGGUAAACAUUUUGCAUGCGCGUGCGCCAGGUGUUCGGAUCCGACAGAACUUGGAACUCAUAUGUCCUCCUUGAAGUGCAACAAAUGUGACAACGGUCUUGUUCUGCCAUUGGAUUCUCUAGAUCCGGAGUGCAUGUGGAAGUGUACUCACUGUGAAUUUUCAACUAGCGGUCAAGCUGUUCGAAAAGUCUUUGAAAUCAUUCACAACCACGUUGAAAAUGUCGAGAUGAUUUCCGGCGCGGAUGGCGCAGAUGCUAUUCAGGAAAGGGAAAAUGUGAUAAAGAAAUAUCGUUCGGUUCUACAUCCACGCCAUGCCUUCCUCACUAUACUAAGACAUUCAUUGACCCAAAUGUAUGGUCGCGUUGAUGAAUAUUUACUGGAUGAUUUACCGGAUGUUGUUCUUGAACAUAAGGUCGACAUGUGUCGAAUAUUGUUACAAGUCUUGGACGUCAUUGAGCCGGGAUAUUCACGUAUAAGAGGAAUGACCCUUUACGAAUUACACGCGCCAUUAUUAUUCUUGGCUAAAAACCUUUGGAAUUCGGGAACCAUCGAUAACGCCGGACUCAAAUCAAAAAUGAUAGAAGCCGCCAGUAUCCUAAAAGAAGCAGCAAAUAUUUUAUGUCUGGAACCACCAGAAACGUCUGAAGGGAAAAUAGGAGUAGCAGCGUCUCAGGCCCUUGUUGAAUUGGAACAAUCAAUUGAAAAUUUGGAAACCUAAUCUAACAAUAAAUAACAGUGGGGUAUAAGAUA
Messenger RNA from Cephus cinctus (wheat stem sawfly), 1836 nucleotides. RefSeq names its product protein msta. The coding region runs from base 269 to 1804 and encodes 511 amino acids. The transcript has 9 exons. The record is from RefSeq and is a predicted model, not a curated record. Gene Ontology annotation, molecular function: protein binding. NCBI's taxonomy places the organism in Eukaryota, Metazoa, Arthropoda, Insecta, Hymenoptera, Cephidae.